This is a messenger RNA of Papaver somniferum (opium poppy), 1684 nucleotides long. RefSeq names its product growth-regulating factor 3-like. NCBI's taxonomy places the organism in Eukaryota, Viridiplantae, Streptophyta, Magnoliopsida, Ranunculales, Papaveraceae. The transcript has 4 exons. Gene Ontology annotation, biological process: DNA-templated transcription; regulation of DNA-templated transcription; developmental process. The record is from RefSeq and is a predicted model, not a curated record. Bases 117 to 1400 code for a protein of 427 amino acids. Gene Ontology annotation, cellular component: nucleus. Gene Ontology annotation, molecular function: ATP binding.
UCCUCGCCCUUGGGUUCUUCUACUUCAAUUUAACCAACAAAACACAACCAACUUAUUCUCUCUUACUUUCUAUUCUUACAUUUUUCACACUUCUGACUUUCUCUUUUGGUUCUCUUAUGGAUUACUACCAUCUAAGAGAUUGGAGAAACCAACAGCAUGAGUCAGAUCAUGCUGCAAAGAUACCUAGACUCUUCCUUGACCAGCCACAUCAAGAAGCCGCAUCUGAAUCUUCUUCUGCUCUUCCAUUGUUUGUACCUGAUCAUGAACACCACCACCACCACCACCACCAGCAACUUGGCAAUAGGAGUAUUAUCAGUAAUCUGUCAGCAUUCCCAGAUUCAACAAAUACUUCUAGAGUUUCCAGAAUGAUAGGUUCAUUCAGUCUAGCUCAAUGGCAAGAACUUGAACUGCAAGCUUUGAUCUUUAAGUAUAUGCUGGCUGGUGCUACUGUUCCAUCUGAACUCCUUCAACCUAUUGUUAAGAAAAGCCUUUUCAAUAAUCCUCCUCCUUCUCCAUUUUUUCUUCACCAACAAUAUCAGCAUUAUCAACCCACUAUGUUGCAAUCAGGCUACUGGGGAAGAACAUCAGUGGAUCCAGAACCUGGUAGAUGCAGAAGAACAGAUGGUAAGAAAUGGAGGUGCUCGAAAGAUGUGGUGUCUGGUCAGAAAUACUGCGAAAGACACAUGCAUCGAGGCCGUAACCGUUCAAGAAAGCCUGUGGAAAUCUCAACUAGACCCAUCAUUACUAACAACCCGUCUUCCAGCGUUACUAUUGCUUCCGUUGGCAAUAGUAACGGUUUGAUUAAAUCAGCCAACAACACUACCGCACCUGUUGCAGCUUUGCCUUUAACAGCAAUGGGUAAUGCUAAUAAAAAUGGUGGAAACGCUUUUGUUAUAAGUUGUGGUCCUUCUUCAAAUUCUUCACCUUCAAUGGAUCUGCUUCACCUAAACCAAAGAUACUGUGAGAGUGAACGGAGGAGCAAUGACAGCAGCGUUCUUGGCGAUGAUGGUAGGACUGAUGGACAAGUUCUCCGUCAUUUCUUCGAUGACUGGCCAAAGAAAUCACAACACCAACCCACAAAUGGAGUAGGCAACAGGGCCGAUGGAAGGACUUCCAGCACCUGCCUCUCUAUAUCAAUUGAAAAUGGGGAAGAACACCCUAAACCAUCUUCGGAUUUCUCACUGAAAUUGGCAACAGGAGUUGAAGAUGAAUCAGGAAAAGGUAAUUGUAGAGAUGAGCGGUCACAGGUGAUGAAUUGGGGAGGAAUGAGUAAUUCCAUGGGAGGAGGUCCGCUUGCUGAGGCUCUUCGAUCAUCCUCGAAUGCUUCUUCACCAACCAGUGUCCUUCAUCCACCUCCACAAGUAUCUGGUUCUGAAUCCAGUAGUAUUAUCACAAAAUGAGUUUCUUCCCAGUUCGGUAGGAUUUUUUUUUUGUUGUUACAUUUUCAAACUUCUAUUGCUUUCUUCUUGGGUGUUUAGCGUUCGCCUUGGAUUUGUGUUCUUAGUUUUGAUUCUCUGUAAUAUUUUGCAUCUCAAGAUAUUUCCUUGGCCUGCUCAUAUGAUUCACGCCUAUUGGAACCAACUUAAUGAUUUAGAAACCACCACCUGCUACAAUUUAGCAGAUUUGGAAAUUUAAGAAAUAGUAAUCCUGCUGAUAUAGGUAUAUACAACAAGAGGGUUGCAAU